AUGACUCUUUGGCUCGCUGCUUGGGUGUUUAGUAUGGUCGUACUUGGAGGUGUUACACGACUAACAAGAUCUGGUCUUUCGAUGACUGAUUGGAAGUUCAGUGGUGGGCUCCCUCCUCUAUCUGAUGAGGAAUGGUUACAGGAAUUCGAGAAGUACAAGCUGUCCCCUGAAUAUAAGCGGGUUAAUCGAGGAAUGAGCAUUGAUGAUUUCAAAUUUAUAUACUGGAUGGAAUAUGCUCAUCGUAUGUGGGGAAGAGCUCUUGGUAUCAUGUUUGCUUUGCCAUUUUCAUAUUUUCUUCGUAAGGCAUAUAUUACCCUACGACUUGGACUGAAACUCUCUACUCUUUUCGCCCUUGGUGCUGGGCAGGGGCUGAUUGGAUGGUGGAUGGUUAAAAGUGGUUUAGAGCCUAGAGUAAGCCCGUAUCGGCUUGCAACUCAUCUCACUUCAGCAUUUGUUAUAUACAGCGGCCUUCUUUGGACAGGUCUCUCGGUGGUAAUGCCCGAACCACCUGCAGAAACAAUGUCCUGGGUUAAGGGUGCUGCAAAAGUAAAGAGAUUCGCUCUUCCUGUCAGCUUACUUGUCGGCAUUACUGCUGUCUCAGGAGCAUUUGUUGCAGGAAAUGAUGCUGGACAUGCCUACAAUACUUUUCCAAAGAUGGGUGACACAUGGAUACCUGAGGAUGUUCUAGAAAUGAAGCCACUUAUUCGCAACUUCUAUGAAAAUACUUCGUUGGUAGAGAAUAUUCCUUUAACCGCAUUUACAGCUUGA
Messenger RNA from Humulus lupulus (European hop), 768 nucleotides. RefSeq names its product cytochrome c oxidase assembly protein COX15-like. Gene Ontology annotation, biological process: heme A biosynthetic process. The transcript is spliced from 5 exons. The record is from RefSeq and is a predicted model, not a curated record. Gene Ontology annotation, molecular function: oxidoreductase activity, acting on NAD(P)H, heme protein as acceptor. Bases 1 to 768 code for a protein of 255 amino acids. Lineage: Eukaryota; Viridiplantae; Streptophyta; Magnoliopsida; Rosales; Cannabaceae. Gene Ontology annotation, cellular component: mitochondrial inner membrane.